AUGAGGCUCAGCGGGGCAGCUCUGCGGGCCGCGCAUCGCUCCGGCCGGCGCCCCCAGCCGACCUCGGGCUCCCCUCGGGCUCCCCCCGCACUGCCCGCCCUGCUCACGCUGCCCGCCGAGCCCUCCGCGCCGCUCCGCUCUGCUCCGCGCAGCCCCGCCGCUCUCCGCUCCGCAGCCUCCUCUCGCCACUACCUAUCUCCGCUUAUUCACGGCGGGAUGACAAAUCUCCCGGGCGGGUGUCUGUCCCGUUCUCCCAGACAGCACUGCGUCCUCAUCUCCGCGGCUGGCUUGUCAGCGAGGUGCCCCUCUUCUCAGGAGGACCAAGGGACCAGCUGCAAAGAGCCAGCAUGCUGCGGCUGCAGUGCUGCAGCCACAGAGCGGCUGGUAUUCAGCUUUGCUUACAGAAUGGCAAAGGCUGUGAUCUUCCUUUGGAGAAACAUCAGAAAAGGCAUCUCCAUCCUGAACGAGAGGCUGUUCAUGAUCUUCUGCUUGAUGAGCCUCACUGCUCUUGCUGGUGCCUGGUGCGGGACCUCGCUGCUCCUUUGGCAGUUGUUUGGAAAGAAUGCGCCACAGAGGCAGCCUGCACCUGACCUGAGUUCACUGUGCAACACACCUGAUGUGUGGAAAGGACAAGCUGGAGAGCUGCAGCAGCUGAGGGAUGAGGUGAAACGUCUGGCUGCAGAAAUCCGCUCUAUAAAGAAGGAAGCUCAGCAAAUGAGAGAGGUGAUGUCUGACCCCAUGGAGGUGCCUGACUGGACUCUCAAAAGCACAGGGACUGCCAUCGACCUGCAGAGUUCAUCCAGCACCUCUGCAUGGCUCAGAAGGGUGUUUUGGUUCCUGUUUAGUGAACCCUUUGAAGAAACCUUUGUGCAGCCUGAUGCUUCCCCAGGGUACUGCUGGCCUAUGCAACAGUCUCAGAGCGAAGUGCUAAUCCGACUGCCCACAGAACUACAACCAACAGCCAUCACCUUACAGUACUACUCAAAGAUAGCCACUCCACUGGCAACUGUCCGUAGUGCACGCAAGGAUUUCACUGUCUCUGGACUGGAUGAGGAAGGCCAUGGCGAAACUCUGCUGGGGUCAUUCCUCUACAGCAUGCAGAUAGAGCCAACUCAGACCUUCCCUCUGCAGGUACAGUGGGUGCGCAUGGGCAAGAGGCCAGGGCAGAAACACCAGUUUGCCAGCAAGUCGCUUGCAGGCAGAGAGUGGACAGGCCCUAGCACGACAGGGGCCUGA
Melopsittacus undulatus (budgerigar) is the source of this 1236-nucleotide messenger RNA. RefSeq names its product sperm-associated antigen 4 protein-like. The record is from RefSeq and is a predicted model, not a curated record. Gene Ontology annotation, molecular function: protein-membrane adaptor activity. The transcript has 11 exons. The coding region runs from base 1 to 1236 and encodes 411 amino acids. Gene Ontology annotation, cellular component: meiotic nuclear membrane microtubule tethering complex; nuclear envelope. Lineage: Eukaryota; Metazoa; Chordata; Aves; Psittaciformes; Psittaculidae.